Messenger RNA from Centruroides sculpturatus (bark scorpion), 456 nucleotides. Its product is annotated as protein Hook homolog 3-like. Bases 39 to 419 code for a protein of 126 amino acids. The transcript has 4 exons. Gene Ontology annotation, biological process: cytoskeleton-dependent intracellular transport; cytoplasmic microtubule organization. Gene Ontology annotation, cellular component: centrosome; cytoplasm. Gene Ontology annotation, molecular function: microtubule binding; dynein light intermediate chain binding. The record is from RefSeq and is a predicted model, not a curated record. Lineage: Eukaryota; Metazoa; Arthropoda; Arachnida; Scorpiones; Buthidae.
AUUAAGACAUUUUUAUUACAGAAUAUAUUGAAACUAUAAUGGGAUUGGAAGAAAGUGUUCAGCAUGUUGUAAUGAAUGCUAUUCAGGAGUUAAUGACUAAAGAAAUUCCUAGUACUUACUCAGCUGAAUCUAUUGCUGAUCUCAAUGAACAUUUAAAACGAGUAUUAGAAGAGUUACAGAUAGCCACAGAAGCUAAACAGCAAAUUACUCAGAGAUGUCAUGAGUUAGACAUGCAGGUUGCUAUAUUGCAAGAAGAAAAGGCUAGUUUACUUGCAGAAAAUGACAAAUUAUUAGAAAGAUUAAACCAUAUUGAAAGUUUAGAAGACCCAAGCACUUUAACAGGAAAAAGAUUUCAACAGAUGCAACAUAAAUUAGAAGUGAUGCAAGAUGAAUUAUAUAAGUUAGAAACAGGUAUGUAAACUGAAUGUAUAUUGAAGAUACAAAACAUGAUUUAUA